Molecule: messenger RNA, 1878 nt
Organism: Venustampulla echinocandica
Lineage: Eukaryota; Fungi; Ascomycota; Leotiomycetes; Helotiales; Pleuroascaceae
Exons: 1
Coding region: 1-1878 (625 amino acids)
Molecular function (GO): protein binding
Source: RefSeq, a predicted model, not a curated record
AUGUCAAUGGAAUUUGACACCGAUGAAGAAGAUCUUCCUUUACACAAAGCCAUAAUUGAGGGAGACACCGCCAAACUCUCACAACUGCUUUCGUCUCUCCCAGAAACUAUUAUUGUUGACCAUAUCAACUAUCUCGAUAGAUCUGGUCAUGCCCCACUCCAUCAUGCUGUCUGCCAGAACAAUCUUGAAGCUAUACAGCUAUUACUUUCAAGAGGCGCAGAUGGCCAACUUCUUGCACCAAAUGAGGAGGGCUACUUAGAGGAUGGCCAUGACGCCUUAUGGGUAGCUGCUCGUCUUGGAUAUGUGGAGAUCUUAAGGGGGUUACUAGAUGCAAAAGUUUCAGUGACUUCGCAUGCUUUAUGCGCCGCAGCAGAGUCUGGUCGUGUGGAAUGUGUACUUGAGAUUCUGAAAAGGUUGCCGAAAGGGAAGGGCUUUGACGAUAGUACUUCAAGGACUGUCGGAAUCGGUCGCGCACUAAAGCUCGCAGCGAUGGAGUGGCGAAUAGUAAUUGUGAAGUUGCUACUAGCUGAGGUCAUGGAGGACCUUAGGCAUGGCGAUGGGAUAGAAUCAGACCUAUUGGAACAGGCACUCGUCUCAGUUCCUUAUUGGGACCAUUGGGGCCCUUGUGGCCGGCUCGAUGUCGUGAAUCCUGUUCCGAAAGGGACGCCAGCCGGGAAGGAAAUACAGCUUGAAGUCUUCAAGGUUCUCCUAGAAGCGGGAGCAGAUAUCGAGGCCAGGCUAAUGUACCUUAACGACGGCUCAUUUAUGCACGACAACUCGACCGUACUACAUUUAAUCUGCGAAAAUCGGACUCCAACAAAAGCCAUCUGGGCGUUCCUUCUCGAGAGCGGAGCUAAUGUUAACCCUCUGGACUCUUGGAACAGAACUCCAUUGUUCUACGCAGUAGAAGGCAACGAUGCAAGUUUAGUCGACUCCCUUAUCACCCAUGGUGCAUCUACAACAAUAGUUGACAAAUUUGGUAACACGCCAAUGCACUUCGCUACUUGCAAUCGUCGCACCGACGCUUCCAAACCUAUCAUGGCCAACUUACUGGCUCAUGGCGCCAGUUUCGACACCCGAAAUAACAAUGGAGAACUCCCCAUUCAUAAUGCCGCGAGGGAUGGAAACCUUGACGCUGUCACCUUUCUACUCUCCUUGACUUCCGAGGUCAAUCCUGUGACUGCAGUAACCACCUCCGGAUGGACCGCCGCCCACUUCGCCGUCUCGUGGGAUCCCUCGAGAAGCAUUUCUAUCCUACGCCCCCUGAUCGACCGUGGGGCAGAUAUUAACGUGCAAGGACCAGGCGGCUUCACUGUCUUACACCGUGCGAUUUCUAUCCAGCGUGCUCAUCCUGACGCCAUAGACCUCGUCUGCUUCCUUAUCGAGAACCAUGCGAACGUGAAUGCGAAUCCAGCCUACCCGCCCUUAUUCUUAGCCGUUGCGUGCAACUCUUUGGAUACCACUGCGUGCAACUCUUUGGACAUCGUGAUUGCGCUAAUAAACUGGGGUGCUGAUAUCGAGGCUCGUGCCGGGAAUGGACGUACAGUUCUACUUCACGCGGCGGCGGAAAAGCGAGAAAAUGAUUACAAUCAUGACUGCAUUAAUACGCUACUCUUCCGAGGGGCAGAUAUAGAAGCGAAGGAUAGUGAUGGAAUGGGAUUUGUGGACCUCAUGAGAAGCAGUGGAUGGGAGGUGGAAUUCGACGCAGCAGGGAGCGUAUUGGGGUUUAACAACAUUAAAUGGAUGCAAUGGAUGAAGGAGGAUGAAAGAGAAAAGGAGGCCGAAAGAGAGAAGGAGGCCGAAAGAGAAAAGGAGGCCGAAAGAGAAAAGGAGUCUGAACGAGAAAAGGAGACAGAAGGAGAAAAAGAGGCGAAGUAA